This is a messenger RNA of Scomber japonicus (chub mackerel), 3515 nucleotides long. RefSeq names its product deoxynucleotidyltransferase, terminal, interacting protein 2 (gene dnttip2). The transcript is spliced from 7 exons. The coding region runs from base 1 to 2808 and encodes 935 amino acids. The record is from RefSeq and is a predicted model, not a curated record. NCBI's taxonomy places the organism in Eukaryota, Metazoa, Chordata, Actinopteri, Scombriformes, Scombridae. Gene Ontology annotation, biological process: RNA processing. Gene Ontology annotation, cellular component: nucleolus. Gene Ontology annotation, molecular function: RNA binding.
AUGGUGGCGACAAGGAGAGGAGUACGCGUGUACUCCCCAACUAAAACAAUUCCCGACCAGCCCUCUGAGGUCCAGGCUACUCCAUCCACUGCACGAAGAACCAGGAGGGCUGCUAAACAAGAAGAGACCCCUUCCCAGCAUGACCUGGAGGAGACCAGCAGUCAGCCCGCAUCGCCACCGACCUCUUUAUUGAAAAGAUGCACCAGAGCCUCCAGACUUCACAGUCCAGAGCAGCCUUGCACUCCUGUGGGCUCUGUCCAUGAAGCAGAAACAUCAGAUGUGGAGUCGUGCUGCUCCGCAAUGUCUGACACCGAGCCACGUAUGACACGCACCAGGGUAAGACAGGCGUGCAAAGAACGUCAGGAAGAUGAGGAGAUAUCUGAGGUGGACUCAUGUUGUUCUGCAGUAUCUGUUUCAAAAGCUGGCCAAAGCAGCCGCCGUAGUACAAGGAGGAAGCCAAUUCCUGAAAGAUCUGACCCAGCUCACGUUGAAGCAGGAGAUGUCAAGGUGGAGCCGGUGCUCGAUACAGAGUCCUGCAGCUCUGAAUCCCAGAGAGUCACCAGAAGUCAGCGAAAAACUACUCGUACCAGAUCAGCUGCCAAACAACAAACUGAGGACUCUGAAGUCUCAGACGUUGAUAGCUGCACAUCCAGGGCUUCUCGGUCCACAACCCGCAGAUCGACAAGAUCCAGAAGGCAAACGUGUCCUAUUCCCAUUGACCUAGAUGAGGCCUCGGAAGGCUCUGGCUCUCCUGCCCAAACAGGCCGAAGGAGCAGGGCAACAAGAGGGAAGACUACUGUAGAUGUCAAUGAGGCUCCGUCUUGUGACUCCGAAGGGUUUGAGUCCGGGCCCACUUACAGUAUGACCACUCGUAGACGAGGGAAGAACCGAUCCACAGAUCCUAAGGUUCUGGAGUCAGAGUCUGACCUGACGGACGUGCAGUCCCCAGUUGGCAGCCCCAGGUCCUCACGUGGCAAAGGGACACCAUGCAGCAGCCGCACAGGCUCAGGGAAUAGCAGUCGAGGUGUGUCUGUCACCAGGUCCUCAAUCAAGAAUUGUAGUAUAGUAGUGACAUCCUGGGAGCCAGCUAAGGAAGAUAGUUUAUUACAAGAUUCUAGAUUAGAAAGUACUCUGAUCGCUGAGGAUGCAGAUUGCACACUGUUGGAGGAAGAUAAGAGCCACAUAUUAGAAGAAAAAGAGAAAGAGGAUGUGAAUAGUUCUGAUCUGGCAUCAAAUGAGGCUUUAGCAGCAGAUUCUGGAGUGACAGAAGAUGUACAGGGAGGGAGUGCUCUGCAGAAGGCUACAGAAGGUGCGGAAAGCAGAGUAAAUGUAAUUUCAGAAGACGAUUCCCAUGUAUCUCCCUCAGUAUCAGAAGGUCUUGCAGCUGAAGUUGUUUGUGAGACAGCAGUGAUGGCCAGAGACCAGCAGGUGGAGCCACCUGCUGAAAAUAAGGAUGGGGACACCUCAGAAGUGGAAAUGAUGCAGGAAACAGUUCUGCCAUCAGAGCUGUUAAAGCCAUCAGAAACAGUAACAAUAUGUGAGACUGUUUCUGAAAAUAUAGAAGAGACCAAAGACAAGGAGGAAGCCAUGGAAGUGGCUAAUGAAGACAACCAUCCAUCACAGGGAGUGGAGCAUGUAUAUGGGGAUACUGUUAUGGAAACACAGUCCAGUAAGGAGGAGAAAAUGGAAGUCAGUACAUUGAACACAGAUGCUCAGCAGGUGGUUGACUCCAGUGAGGCCCAAGUUGAAUCAAUUGAGGUGACGUCCAGCCGGGACCACAAGAUCACAGUGGAUUCUUCCUCUGAGCAGCAAUCUAAAGAUGUCAUUGUGCAGAAUACAAAAGUAAUUAGCCUGCUCGUGAGCAGCGAGGAUGAAGAUGACUAUGAGGAAGAGGAGGAGAGGGAAGUUUCUGGUGAAGAGGAGGAAGAGAAGGAUUUGGCAGAGGAGAGAGGAAGAACUUCCAAGAAGUCUGAAGCAGCAGCUGAAUCAGUGGCGGGACUGUUUAUGAUUGACACACGGCCAGGACAAGCGGCUGAUGAGAAUUACUACAAGGAUAGGCUGAGAGAGGAGGAGGAGGAGGCGGGCAGAAGUAAAGAGGGAGCUGAGCAGGAGGAGCAAGACGAGGAGUUUGUGGAUGAGGAGGAGGACGAUGAUGACGACGAAGAUGCAGAAAUCCUCUUCUCAAGUAGAGAUCCUCAGUCGAAAGAGUUGUCCAGCCGUAUUGACCCCGGCAUCAGAGUGAAGGAGCUUGGGGGUUUAUACAUCAAUUUUGAUGGCAGCAAAUCAAAACCUGUCUCCAGUUCGCUGCAAAAACUAAAGGAAAAGAGGAUCCAAGAUGAGGUGAUGAAGAAGAGCGUGAUUGGUCCAGAUUUUGAAAAGAAGGAUGCGGUGCCUCCAUACAGUGAAUCCAAACAAGCUUUGAAACUUAAACACAGAGACGAGCGUGCGAAAACGACAGGAGACGGUUGGUUUAACAUGAAAGCCCCUGAGAUCACUGGUGAGCUGAAAGGAGACCUCCAAGUCCUGAAGAUGAGAGGCUCCUUGGAUUCCAAGAGGUUCUACAAGAAGAAUGACAGAGAUGGCUUUCCCAAGUAUUUUCAGGUUGGUACAGUGGUGGACAGCCCAGUCGACUUCUAUCAUUCCCGUGUUCCCAAGAAAGAGAGGAAGAGAACCAUGGUGGAGGAGCUACUAGCUGAUGCCGAGUUCAGGCAGCAGAACAAGAAGAAGUUUCAGCACAUUGUGGCUGAGAAAGCAGCACAGGGAGCUGGCAAGAGGAACAAGAAGAAGAAUAAAUUCCACAAAAAGUGAAUAUGAUGACUUUCAGAGGCUUUUCAAAUAUAUUAUCUUCAGUUCUUCAGCAGGAGGUGACUGGAGCAUAAAUCAUAUUUUUUGACUUCAUGGUGCCUAAUGAAGCUUUACUGAAUCCUGCUCAUUGAAGACACAUCAUCUCUAAUAAUGGACUGAAAAAAUGUAUGAAACAGAUCAGAAAACACCAGUAAAAUUGAUUGUAAGCAUGUUAUUAAAGAUAUGCAGUACAGUUGUCAGUGUACAUGGUUGAAACUGAAACCAUUUUUAAUCAAAUGGACCUGUAUCUUACAUUUUUCUGUAGAGUAAUCAUUGUCAUUUAAAAAUACAAAGAACAAAUACAUGUAUCAAAUAAACAUUCAGAUAUUUUCUUUUGACUGGCAGCAGUGUUUCCAUCACAACCAGAAAUACUGAUUCCUUUGAAGACUUUUGGACAAAUAGCUUGAAUUAGUGAGGAUGAACAGAGAAGUCUUGUUAUAAUUUAUGACCAAACAGGAACUAGUGAAAUGAAUAUGUAGUAGCAUGUUUAUUUUUACAUGACUGUUUUUGUAAUUCAGACUAUGAAAAGACCACAAAGCAGAAGCAUUUGAAUAAAACAUCUUUGAGCACCAGUUGAGUUUUGACUGAAAUCAAAAUUGACAAUGUACUACAUUGAAAAUGUUAACUUCUUAGAAAGACCAGUACAUAUUUAAUGAAAAUCAAAUGUUGGU